AGUAAAUGGACCUAUGACAUCAACCACACAUUAAACUGAACAGAAACAAUACUCUGCGUUUGAAACCAUUUAUUCAUAAACAAACUCGGCUCCCGUUUCAUUAUCUUACAUUAAAUACAUGUUUCUAGAUUCAGUGUCAAUCUGUAAGAGCCAGGGUUGAGACAACAACGUCAUUGUCCGCACUCUGUUUCGUCAGAAAGGAGGCUGUGUUCGUGCUCCGGAUCGAUGAAAACACCAUAACAGGUUGCCCGGCAUCAUGAGUCAGCGGACGGAGCGGCGGGGUGGGAUUCACGUGGACCAAUCGGACCUGCUGUGCAAAAAGGGAUGCGGUUACUACGGCAACGCGGCAUGGCAGGGCCUGUGCUCCAAGUGCUGGAGGGAGGAGUACCAGCGGGUCCGGCAGAAACAGAUCCAGGACGACUGGGCCCUGGCAGAGAAGUUGCAGCGGGAGGAGGAGGCAGCGUACGCCAGCAGUCAUGGGCCGCAGACUCAGCCCCCCUCUCAGUCCACACCACCACACCCACAGCCGGGCCACGCCUCUCUGGGACCCUUCUCCAAGUUUGAGGAGAAGAAAACCAACGAGAAGACCCGGAAAGUGACCACCGUUAAGAAGUUCUUCAGCCCUUCGUCACGCUCUGCUCCCAAGAAAGAAACCCAAGAAGGAAAGACACCCAGUCCGUCCGUUAGCCGCCGUGCCAGUUUCGAUACCGACCAGGUGUCCAAGGACUUUGUGGACUUCUUGAAGAACUUGCAGAAACCCGGCCGAGAGAUCCACAAGCAGUGCCGAGCCUUCAUCGGGAACAUGUCCAGCAAGAAGGACCUGAGCGCUGAUGAGCUGUCGGAGUGCGUUCAGGACUUCUACCAGAACUUGGCCGACCGUUUGAUGGGUCACUUUAAAUGCUCUUCAGAGUCCGUAGAGCAGGUGAUGGAUCAGGUGGAGAAGUACAUAAUGACUCGUCUGUAUAAGAGCGUGUUCUGUCCAGAAACCACUGAUGAUGAGAAGAAGGACCUGGCCACACAGAACAGGAUAAGAGCGUUACACUGGGUCACCAUCGAGAUGCUGUGCGUGUCCUUCGAUGAGGAAAUCCCUGAAGUGUCUGAGAACGUGGUCAAAGCAAUCACAGAUGUCAUCGAGAUGGAUUCGAAGAGAGUUCCUCGGGACAAGCUGAGCUGCAUCACGCGCUGCAGCAAACACAUCUUCAGCGCCAUCAGGAUCACCAAGAAGGAGCCGGCCUCGGCGGACGACUUCCUCCCCGCCCUGAUCUACAUCGUGCUGAAGGCCAACCCUCCGCGCCUCCAGUCCAACAUCCAGUACAUCACUCGCUUCUGCAACCCCAGCAGGCUGAUGACCGGAGAGGACGGAUACUACUUCACCAACCUGUGCUGUGCGGCAGCCUUCAUCGAGAAGCUGGACGCUCAGUCCCUCAACCUCUCCCCGGAGGAAUUCGAGCGCUACAUGUCGGGCCAGGCCUCGCCGCGAUGCAGCGGCUCAGAGGAGGACUGGUCCUCCCCGGCACCUGCCCCCACCAACCCGGUCUUGGCUCAGCUCAAUCAAAACCUGGAGGUGCUGUCGGGGCUCAGCGGCCGGCAGGAGGCGCUGAUGGAGGCGGCGCACAGCCUGCAGGCCGACCUCCUCUCCUGGCCUGAGAGCGUGCAGCACGAGGUGCACGACAUCCUGAAGAAGUACCCUCUGGAGGUCCUGCCUCGCAGUGCUCCCGCCAUCGAUGACAACAACGACGUGGACAAUGACAACCUGCCGCCGCCCCUCACGCCCCAGGUGGUCUAAAAAGAGAGCAUUUCACACAAAGGGUUUCAAGGUAACAUAUCAUCGCACUAAUCUCCUGAAUGUCUUGCUGAGCUUCCUCUGCACCUGGGGGGAAAAAUAAUUACGCACAAAUCUUUAUGUCAAUGUUGAGAUGGAAAUGUGUGCCGGUGAUCAAAACAAGUUGUCUACAUGGUGCUGAGUUUUGAGUGGACAGAGAAAGACCAAAAAGGAGGAUGCUUUUGUGGCUUGAAAAUGUUUAGUGGUGGAAUCCAAAUACGUUGAGUCAUUUUGAGGUACUGCUCUUUAAUAUUCUACUGCUUGAUGCUCUACUGCAUAUCGAGAUAGUAAACACUCCACUUCUACUUUAGAAUGUAUACCGGGUUCCUGUGAAUCCUUAAGAAGUCUUAAAAAUAGGGUAUGAAUUGAUUUGAUCUCAAAAUAAGUCCUUAAUUGAUAUCAAAAUGUCUUAAAUCAAAGUCUUAAAGUUAGACAGGAGAUUUUAUUUAGAGUGAAAUGUAAAAUGUUAAAGCGAGUGGUAAUAAUAUCUAUUUAGACAGAGAUGCCUUUUGAAUUACGGUCAGGAAAAGAAGAUUGGUCUAACCUUAUUCUGAGCGGCAUCAAAAGGUCUUUACUUCACUUAAAGAUUCAAGUGCACUGGUUGUGUUUCAGCCUCUUUCCUCGUAGGCGUGGUUUUUAGACGGGUAUUAGAAAGAAAGGACAAAUGUGUCUUACUGUAUUGUCCAUCAGCAAGCUUGUUAGGUUGCAGAGCUUUUUAUUUUUCCUGCCUUCGGGGAUGCUUUAAAAAGGAAAACAUGUACAGUCCUGGGAACAAAAUGUAAACGCAUUAAACUGUAAGAUUAUUGCACAGAUGUUUUUGAGGCCUGUUAGCGAACACUGCUGCUCCUUCAUCACAGUCACUAAGUGUCUCUGUUUUAAGUAAUCACAGUAUGUGGUAAACGGGCAAAGACAAAACAAAGCUAUUAUAAACUUCUGUAUUUUAGUGAUGUGUUUCUGUUUGGACUUAGCUGGAUUUCUACUUAUAUUUAUUUAAUUUCCCCCUUUUUUAUUUCUUAUUCUUUCCUUUUUUUCUCGUUUAUUUUUUUCACUUUUUUCUUUAAUUAAUAAUUUUAAAAAAAAUUCGACUUUUUUUAUUCUGUUAUUUGAUUUUUUCCAGUGUUAUUUUUAUCCAAUACAUAUUAAUUGGGGUUGUAAUAUCCCAUAAUGAUCACAUUUCUUGCUGUCUUUGAUAUUAUCCGGAGACCCUUCAGUUUAUUUGUUUGUUUCAUAAAUGUUUUAACAUUUUGCUGUCAGGAUUUACUGUAUUUUUCUGUGUUUUAAUGAAACCAUGUGAAAUGCAUAUUGAAUGAAACAAACUCUAAUAAUGUGUUUUAAACAUCUGUAACAUCAAAUAUUUGAUAUUUUAAAUAAUCAUGUAUGAACUUCUUGAUUGUGCUCUUAUUUUGGCCAGAUAUAAUUUAUGAGAUUUAUUAAACUAACCUGAACCUGA
This is a messenger RNA of Eleginops maclovinus (Patagonian blennie), 3272 nucleotides long. RefSeq names its product RAB guanine nucleotide exchange factor (GEF) 1 (gene rabgef1). Gene Ontology annotation, molecular function: small GTPase binding; zinc ion binding; DNA binding. The transcript is spliced from 9 exons. Gene Ontology annotation, biological process: vesicle-mediated transport. The coding region runs from base 257 to 1786 and encodes 509 amino acids. Gene Ontology annotation, cellular component: cytosol; endocytic vesicle. The record is from RefSeq and is a predicted model, not a curated record. NCBI's taxonomy places the organism in Eukaryota, Metazoa, Chordata, Actinopteri, Perciformes, Eleginopidae.